ACCCGGGUGGCACGUUCCAACGAAGCAGGGACAACAAGAACGCUCCUCUCUGCGAGAUAUGAUUCAACAAAAGUUCAAGCAAGAGAUGCUUGCUAAACCUCAAGAAGAAAUGUUGACUAUUCAAGCUAAAAAUACCACGUUGCAUCGGAAUGGUCAAAACUUGAGACCAGCUGCUAAAAAGGGCCGCAACUCCAAGACACCGGGCCAUGAAAGGGAGGCAGCGGGUCACUUUGUGACCUCCUUGCCUACCGAGGAAGGCUUGCCACAGCUGGACUUGUUAGCUCUCAAGUCUCCGAAGCCUGACGUAGAAAACCAGACUGAGAUUCAAGCCCUCAGACGACCCCUGAAACUUGCCCCGCUGGAGCUGCCAGAGAAGGUGAAGGAGGCUCAGAAGGAAAAGCUUAAGUUUAUCCACCAAGAACCCAACCCAGCCUCUUGUAAGCUGGAUGGGACCCAUACGAGGAAGGCAAAAUCAUGCAUGAGGCAAAGACUGGUAAAAGCAGAGGCAUUUCCUUCUGCUUCCAUUGCACCAGUCAAAGCCCAGCAGCAAAAUCAAUCAGCAAGGCCACAGCUGACGCGUGCCAACCCCAUAGAGCAGAAUGGACACAAGCAUCUGGAGGAUGUGGUGUGUCGAGGUACCCCAGCUCCUCUGUGCAGCAAACCUAACCCUCCCUCAUUUUUCCCUCAAAUUAAAGCUCAGGCUGCAUGUGGCAGAGAGGCGGCGUGCCACAUCCCUGGCAACUUCCAGGAGGAGACAGGUUGGAGGCGGCUAAGGCUGCCUAGAGCACAAUGCCUAGAAGAGGAUCAGUGCAAUUCAAACACGUCAACACUAGGAUUAUCAGCAGAUGAGCGCAAGCUGGUCCAAGGUGUCCAAGGCAAAGGGCAGCGGGGAGAGAGGCUUCUUCGAGGACAGCCACAUGUUGGGAAAGGCAUCAAACAGCCGCCUGCACCUGCAGCCUCCUGGGAGAAUGGAAGUGCCAGGAAGAGCCACGAGGAGGAUGGCAGUAAGCAAGCUGCACUCUGAACCGACAGUCAGCUGAAGGUGGAAGCAGAGAACAGGAACUUGAUAGUCUGAAGCCAAGUGCUGCUAACUGCAGAUUAAUGAGGAAAAAAGCCUUGAUCGCAAAGCAUAACAAUGCAGUCCCUCUGGAAUGUCUCUAAUAAAAUAGGAUGAUGUCAUCAUAAAGCACACACAUGCAGAGGACUGGUAUAGACCGGAAUGUACUCCAACUGGAAACCUGAUUUCUAGUAUUUUAAGCAGGAAUGUACAACAUAAUGAUUACUCUUCGGCAGUGCUUAUUUAUUUAUUUUUUAUUAACUCAAAUGUCUCCAGUGUGAAAAUAGCUCCUUAUGAAAUCUCGGGGGUGUACUUGUUGGCACAAAGACCCGGAUCAAGAUUUUUUUGUGGCCCAAAAACAGAAAAUGCAAUGAAAAAAACCUGGUUUAUGAUCAGAUGUGUAGAUAGGUCGGGAGCGCAUUUGUUUUGUUAAAUUAUCAUUCUUUCUGAUUUGUUAAAGCAAUUCUGCUUUUCUAAGCAGAAUUAAUUCGACCUAUAGGCAGCUACAGGAGUUUCUGAAUGCCAGCUGAGUUUUUUGUUGUUGUUCGAUCACACUCCUCCACCCUGGAAGUGCUUUAAUGUGGCUUUUGGAAACGAGCCAGACAAGUAACAUUAGAGAAGUAACUCACCCCAAAGUAUGAACACGUGAUCUCACUGUCAUUACUGCCAUAAUAUACUAUCUGCUUUAUUCAUUAAAUUAUCUUUGGUAA
Molecule: messenger RNA, 1767 nt
Organism: Pundamilia nyererei
Lineage: Eukaryota; Metazoa; Chordata; Actinopteri; Cichliformes; Cichlidae
Exons: 2
Coding region: 59-1024 (321 amino acids)
Source: RefSeq, a predicted model, not a curated record